UUGCAUCGCACUUUUUUAUAUCAACUCACGAAAAUAAUGUAAGCGCUCUUUCGUCCGUUCAUUCACGCGCUCGCACGAACUGUUGGCUGAUGUGUGUUAAAUUUUUUUACCUGUCGACAAAUUUCAAAGCAACAAAUGCAACUGCUAGGACUAUCAUUUGUAAAUUUGCGCGUUAGUAGUAACUAGUAAAGGCGUGUGCGGUGAUAUGAUAUAAUACACAGCGCGAAGCGGCUAUUGAAACAUAUAUCUCUAUACCAUAUUCAACCAGACGUCAACAAACCUUGCAUUUAAACCUGUAUGCGUGUGUAAGUGUAUUAGCUCCGAACUCCGAAAUCCAGAGUCAGAGUGGAGUAGCCUGUACGCGACUACGCGUAGCCGCGCAGGAUCAUCAGCAUCCAGCAAGUUUGGGCCACAGUCAUCCUCUCUAUGUGGACAGGUGUACGGGGCCAUUGGCGAUGGAAGUGAUGGUGGAUUUUGUCCACCUUUUUAUUUAUACUUGAACGUAUGUAUAAAACAAUCCAAUGUAACAGCAGCAGCAGCAAGUGUGCGUGUGUGAGUGCGCGCGCCCGUGAAAGAGAUCGAUAACGUUUGCUAGAGAGGGACACUCUCCUCCUGGCUGGCUGCUGUGGCAACACACAGGUUCACCUCACCUUCUCCUCUUCGUCUGUACCAGCGAAGAGGGCCCAGAGAGGAGAGCGGCUCCGUUUUCUCUCCCUCUCUCACUCUCGUUUUUUUGUUUUUUUUUUUUUUCAUUUUAGAUUAAAUUUUACCUCCAUAUUCUUUUGUACGAACGCGCGCGUGCCAUCUCAUAUACUUUUCGCUAACACUUACGUAGUAUCUUCUGUCAAAAGUUACAUGCGUGCGUACUUUUACCUGACUCUUGAGCGCGGACAUACUUAAAGUGCGUGCCAUCUAAUAAUAUAUUGUGCAGUGGGUAAAUUGUAAUCAUGGUGACAGAGCUUGUAUUGCCAAGGGGGACCUCGUUGACGAGGCUAACGGGCAACAGUGGCGAUUCGCACCGCACAGCUGAUGGUGGACUGACCGAGAUACGGAUGGUGGUGGGAGCUCAUCAUCAUUAGAUGCGGUCCAACGGGAGAAUCGGCGGUGCUGCUGCUGCAGCAGCUGUUUUGGCACAAGUUGGCUUGUACAUGUUGUUUUUCGGCCCCCUCCGCACUUGGCACAUACACAACGUCAGCAUCGAGUUUUAAUCAGAAUUCAGCAGCUGAGACGAUGAUGCAGCAGUGAAAGGAGUACAUAUAUGCCCUUCGAAAAAAAGGAUAGCUCGCAAUAACACUCGGAGGGAAAAAAAAAAAAAAACACUCCGAUUAGUGGAUAGUAAAAUGGGCGCAGGAAUGGGUAGAAGCGGCACGGGCGGGGGUAGCCUGUUGGAGUCCCUGCCGACGGGCACGCCCCUUCACGUGGCGAUGCUGGGCUUGGACAGCGCCGGGAAGACGACGGCCCUCUACAGGCUCAAGUUCGACCAGUACAUCAACACCGUGCCGACCAUCGGGUUCAACUGCGAGAGGAUCCGGGGAAGCAUCGGCAAGGCCAAAGGGGUGAAUUUCCUUGUGUGGGACGUUGGGGGCCAGGAAAAACUGCGGCCGCUGUGGAAGUCGUACACGAGGUGCACCGACGGCAUCAUAUUCGUCGUCGACUCGUGCGACACCGAGAGACUCGAGGAAGCCAAAAUGGAGCUCACGAGGACGGCGAGGAGCCCCGACAAUGCGGGCGUUCCCAUACUCAUACUCGCAAACAAACAAGAUCUGCCUGGGGCCAAAGAGGUGGACGAGCUCGAGAAGCAGCUGGGGGUGCUGGAGUUGUCGAUACCGGGAAGCGCGUGCAUCCGGGUGCAGCCGGCCUGCGCGAUAACGGGCGAGGGCCUGCACGAGGGCCUGGACAGCCUGUACCAAUUGAUCCUCAAGCGGCGCAAGCUCGCCAAGUUGAACCGCAAACGGGCCAGGUAGGCCAGGGCCUCCGAGGACUGCGCUUGCGUCUUUUGACAUUUCCACUGUUACUGCUCGAGGCCAGCCACCCCGGCACAUCGACGCGUCCUCUCCGACGACGACGACGAGGAGGACGAUUGAAGCACUGCUCGUUGCACAUGUGUGUCGCGUUGAAUGCGUUAUUCAUGCAUUUUUAUGGCGAUACGAUGCUUCGAUGCUGCGAGAUAAUCAGCGAGUCACACGAGUGUGCUGAUGGUGGCCAUCGGGGUUCUUCCCCUCGAUCCUGUACCUUCCAUUCGUUCGUUUGUUUGUUUAUUUUUUUUUCCCUCGAGUUACCCAACCAUUGAAUUCAUGUACCACCCCCAUCCCAUUUGCCCCUUUUGGCUGUUGUAAAUAUACAUGAUGUAGAGUUGUUUGUAAGGCGAGCGAGGUUACCGCUGCUUCGAUUGCAGAUCUGUGUCCGGGCACGCGAUUUUUCCGCGUCAAGUGUGUCGUUGAAAUAUACAUUUUUUUUUUUUUUUUUCAAACCUGAUGAUAGUGUGUCGUUGUUGAAAUGCCGUACCUUUGGUGUCGAGCCAUUCUAAAAUGGUUAAUAAGCCAGUUGUGUUUGGCUGUGGCGAAACAAGAAAGAAAAAAAUUGAGAAAACGAAAGGUGCUCCGCGAGUUGGCUCGUAUGGGUUAAAGACUCGGCAAAACUCGUUUGAUUUUUCUUCCGCGUUUGGAUUUUGGUGCGAGUCACGUGUCCGUGAUUGUACGAACGUGUGAAAUAAAUGAUUGUGUUUUUUUUUUUUUUUUUUCGCGCGAUUGUUUGGUAAUGUCAUGUCGCACUUGGCGUUGCGGAUUCGCUGUACGUCACGCAUUAUAAUAAAAAUAAUAAUAAUAGUUUUAUUAUGUAGGUAGAUAAGAAUUUUGUCAUUUGGUGAGAGCGUCGAAUGUAGCGCGUUGCAAGUAAAUGAACCUGAAUAUGUGAGUCACUAGAACGAGGAUAGUUACGACAAACAAAAAAUAGUGGAAAAAAAAAAAAUGUAUGAAUGAUUUUUACUUUCUAGUCUGCAAAGCGCUACACCGAAGGGAGAGAGGGGGACGCACAUAUUUCACCGUAAAAGCAUAGUGCACAGAUAGUUUUUUUAAAUUUUAUUCUCUUGUCUCUUGUUACCCUACUACUAAGCUGUACAUUUGCGGCAUCUCGUUGAUUGCGUUAUUGUCUGUAUAUUUGCAAACUCGUCUUAAAAAUGAAAAAAAAGCGUUUCCAAAAUCCUUUCUACAGCGCAACUACAGUGUAACAAGUAUGCGCUCUUCGAAUUGUCUUACAAACAAUUUUUUAAGAGUCAAAAAAAUUUCACAUACGCAAUGUACACAACGACAAUAAUAUCCAGUCAACAAGGCUUUGUACCUUUGAUUUUUUUUGUAAGAAGCCAUCUUUUCUAAACGAGAUUACUUUGAUACAUUAGCUUUUGUAGUAAUUGCUGAUGAAAAUUAUUUUUUUCUCUCUUUUUUAUUUUUUUCUACUGUUUGGGAACACAACUGUGAAAUACAGCAGAAACCACAAACUUGACGACUGAAGCUUGAUGAUUUGUAAAGUAGGGCAAGUGCACCAACGCUAGUCUGUCGUGGAAUUAUUUACUGUGUAGAGUUUAGUUUGCACCUCAUCGAAACUAAAACUAACUUGACAAUGUUGUCACGCAUGAAAUGAGACUGCGAGUUACACCAGAAUUGUUUCGAUAAAUUUUUUUUUUUUUUUCAUGAAUACAUAUUGCCACAAAGAGAUUAAAAUACUGUGACGGCGGAUGGUUUGAGAACAUAACGAUUCGCCGGUUGUUGUCGAGAGUGUGCAGUGCAUCUCUGAGGCUCGUGCAAGUCGUAAGUAGUAAAGAAAGCUCAAUUAAAUGUUGGUGCGUCGAAAGAUUAGCUGUUGAAUACCACCCAAGUACACGUGUUUUGAUAAAAAACGCAUGAAAGAUCAUUGCGGUGACCACGAAAAGAAGGAGUAGAGAAGUUAAAAAAAAAACAAAAAAAAAAAAAAAAACGAAAAAUCUGUAGGAGUUUUAUAUAUGUGCCUAAGUAUCGUAAUAGCUCUUCCGCUAUGUAGAUUUUCAAUGGAAACGAAAAGUGAGAAAGAUAAAUAUGACGACAAGGACAGAAGUGGCUCUACAUUUCUCCUUCAAACUUAUUCGCGUUUAAAAUAAAUGUAGCGUUGAAUCGUAUAAUAUUUAGAUGUAACGAGUACAUUGUAAUACAAGUCGUUGUUGUUUGUUUUUUGUAUUCUCGAAAAAAAAAAAAAAAAAAAACUCGAGAGUCCUUCGAAAUUCUAUCGCGCACAUUCUGUUCGCACUCCAUUCUUUAUACAUAAAAACAAAUAUAUAUAGAUAGAUAUAUACGUAAAUAUACAUAGAAUAUAUAUAUAUACACACAUUUAUCGUGUACUUGCCCUUGUUGUGUUACAAAAAGACGCCCUUGUUGCUGUAUUUCGACAUUUUAUUGUAAAGAGAUGAUGAAAGGAAAAAAAAAAAAAAAAAAAACUAUAAUU
Messenger RNA from Copidosoma floridanum, 4470 nucleotides. RefSeq names its product ADP ribosylation factor-like 4 (gene Arl4). Gene Ontology annotation, molecular function: GTPase activity; GTP binding. Lineage: Eukaryota; Metazoa; Arthropoda; Insecta; Hymenoptera; Encyrtidae. The record is from RefSeq and is a predicted model, not a curated record.